GAGCUCUACUUUGGACCCAAAUGGCGACUAAAUUCCCAUUUUUCUAGGGUUUCUGAUUCUCCACAGAAUCGCCGAGAGAUAGAAGAAGAAUGAAGACUAUACUCUCAUCGGAGACAAUGGAUAUCCCUGACGGGAUAACUAUCAAGGUAAAAGCAAAGCAAAUUGAAGUUGAAGGACCUAGAGGAAAGCUGACUCGCAAUUUCAAGCACUUGAACCUUGAUUUUCAGCUCAUAAAGGAUGAAGAGACCGGUAAGAAAAAGCUCAAAAUUGAUGCUUGGUUUGGAUCUCGGAAGACUACUGCUGCUAUUCGAACUGCACUUAGUCACGUUGAAAAUCUCAUCACUGGUGUUACUAAAGGAUACCGUUACAAAAUGCGUUUUGUGUAUGCACAUUUUCCUAUCAAUGCUUCAAUCUCCGGUGGGAACAAGUCUAUUGAGAUUAGGAACUUUCUCGGCGAGAAAAAGGUAAGGAAAGUCGAUAUGCUUGAUGGGGUUACAGUUGUCCGUUCUGAAAAAGUUAAGGAUGAAUUGGUAUUGGAUGGAAAUGACAUCGAACUUGUUUCUCGGUCUGCUGCCCUCAUAAAUCAAAAAUGCCAUGUGAAAAACAAAGAUAUCCGUAAGUUUUUGGAUGGUAUCUAUGUCAGUGAGAAGGGAAGAAUAGUUGAAGAAGAGUAAGUGUUAGCAAACUGGUUCUAAGAUCAUACACCGAUUUCAUAAGAAUAUAUUUUGAAUUUAAAUCAACAAUUUUGGUACUAGAUGACUACAUAUCUGUUAAGGAUAAGUUUUUUGUUUUGUGUAUGGUUCAUUAAGAGAUGGAUGUUUUCUUUAGACUGUUUAUUUAUCUUUAGAUCAAUUUCAAUGUCUUUUUAACCUGUUGGUUACCAUGACUAUGGGUAAAACUUAGUGUAUGAGGGAUUUGUUAAAAUGUUUUAUCAAAACAUUAUUUGGUUUGU
Solanum pennellii is the source of this 952-nucleotide messenger RNA. Its product is annotated as 60S ribosomal protein L9-1. NCBI's taxonomy places the organism in Eukaryota, Viridiplantae, Streptophyta, Magnoliopsida, Solanales, Solanaceae. The record is from RefSeq and is a predicted model, not a curated record. Bases 90 to 674 code for a protein of 194 amino acids. The transcript is spliced from 3 exons. Gene Ontology annotation, molecular function: structural constituent of ribosome; rRNA binding. Gene Ontology annotation, biological process: cytoplasmic translation. Gene Ontology annotation, cellular component: cytosolic large ribosomal subunit; ribosome.